Molecule: messenger RNA, 4452 nt
Organism: Aureobasidium vineae
Lineage: Eukaryota; Fungi; Ascomycota; Dothideomycetes; Dothideales; Saccotheciaceae
Source: the annotation of a GenBank genome assembly
CUGUCGCUCCCCAACCCGACGUCAUCGCCGCCACAGGAGCCAAGAUCGAAGCCUCACGAGCGCAAUGAAGACGGCCAUGCUGUGUCUCUUGUAACCACGACCCCCGAGGUAUCCCGACGAAUGCCAAAUCCGCCCACCGCCGCCCCGACUGCCUCUGACCACCUGGACACACAGCACCACACACCGACAGAGGACAAGAAGCGCUCUCACCCUGAUCCACACCACUUCCGCCCUCCACCGCCUCCGCUCCGCCUACCCACCUCGGCCGCCAAUACCACUUCUCGGCCCUCCGACAAACCCUCGUCUAUAUCGCUGCCCCCUCCACCUCGUCCGCUCGUCUUCCAGUCCGUGUCCAGCGACGCUAUUGACGCGCCCCCGCUACGCAAGAAGCCGCGUCUGCUGCCGCGCCACGAGCGCUUCACCUUCACCGGCCCUUCUAUCAACCGCCUGCACCCUCCAUCGCCAUUGUUCUUCUCGAACUCUCCGCGGCCGCGUCCGCACCUGCCACCGCGCUUCACCUCGUUUGAGGCAGGAGCCACAAUGCUAAGCAAGGCCAACAACGAGGACAGUCAUGUCAAGACCGUGACCCUGGCUCGCGGCACUGUCUCCAACUCGUUGCGCCGCUCCAUCGACCGCUCGAGUACCGGCCGCAGUGCUUCGCCCGACCUGCGUGGUGAGCUCUCGCUUAACUCUAUCGGCAUCCUCGAGCUCCUCGAUCAUGACGAUCGUCCUGCCAUGAUAGUGGACCUGGCAGAUGGCACAAACAACACAGAGGCCUCGUUACGACCUGUCUUUACAAACAGGUCGUUGCGCUCGUGUCCCGAUCUCAUCAAUUCCUUGACGGGCGUUGCUCGAGACCUGGACGAAGCCGCCUUUGCACAAUUCAAGGCAUGGGCAUUUGGUUUGCAAGUCGCUGGAGAGCCACUCAGCGUCCCGCUACCGACCCAUGUCUAUGCUGGUACGAGCUGGUCAUUUUCGACCCUUCGCAAACGGCUGCGUAUCAUCAGCGGCGCAUCGGCUGCCAUGACUUCGAAUGGCGCUUUGGCUACAUCUGUAAGCCGCCAAUCGUCAAACUCGACCUCGACGUCCGCCAUGUCCAUAUCGCAACCGUCUUCUUCUUUGCCCAUCUCCAGUUCAGCCCUGCCUACAACGCUGGAAGAACCAGAUGAUUAUUUUGGCAGUGCAGCACCUGCCCCAAUCUCAGCCCCUGCUCCAGCAGACAUCUCUUCAUCUAUCAUCCCUUCGACUGAAGCAGUCGAUGACAAGACCCAAUCAACUUCAUCACCAUCGCUGUCACUCGACUCUCGCAAGAUCUCACCCCUCAGCGUCCGUGACACCACGCUGCUUGAUACCCACCCCUCUUUUGUUAACGAGCAAGUACUCUGCGCCCAAACUGCGGGCAAUAUUGACUGGUUUGACAGUUCGUCGGCUGGCUUUUGCCAAGAAGGCCCGUCUUUCGACUGGACCCGUUUGCCCAUCAGUGAUUCAAUGCCUCCGCAUAUCAAGUUCGCACGAAGCAUUGAGUGGGAGAAAACUCCUCUGGGCUCCAUCGAAGGCUGGUCAUCAGAUUUGCGGCAGAUGUGUAAUCUUAUCAUGGCCAGUCCUCAUCCGGCUGCUAUGUAUUGGGGCCAAGAGUUGGUUGCUAUCUACAAUGAAGCUUAUGUCAUGUUGGCUGGUCAGAAGCAUCCGGCGCUGAUGGGCCAGCGCUACUCGGAUGCGUGGUCCGAGAUAUGGCCUGAUGUCAAGGAUGUAUUUUCCAACGCGCUUCACACUGGUGAAGCAACCAUGAAAGACGACGACCGGCUAUUCAUUGUGCGCAACGACUAUCUCGAAGAAACGUACUUCUCGUGGUCCAUUAUUCCCAUGGUUGGUGGUGAUGGCAGUGUUAUGGGAUUGUACAAUCCUGCUUUCGAGAAGACGAGGCGAAAGCUUGCUGAGAGACGCAUGAUAACGCUUCGCGAGAUUGGUGAGCGUACCGCCCCUGCAAGGGAUAUCAAGAGCUUCUGGGGCCAAGUCCUCGCCGCAUUGGAUCUGAAUGAACACGAUACACCUUUUGUCAUGCUGUACUCCGUUCAGGACGAAACGGAUAGCGAUGCGUCGUCCAUUCACUCCAACAGCGUCAUGGCCAACAGACAAUGCGUUCUCGAAGGCGCUUUAGGUGUGCCUGAAGACCACAGUGCAGCCGUCUCAAGUUUCGACCUCAAGACCGGCAUGGAAGGGCUCGGGCCAGUCUUUCGUGAAGUAAUGAAGACUGACAAGCCUGUCCUUCUCGAAGUCGGUACGAAAGAUCUUCCCGCUAAACUACUAGAAGGGCUCGGUGGGCGAGGUUUUGCUGACUCGUGUCGCAAUGUUGUGAUUUGUCCUAUACAUCCUACCACCGGGGAAGCUGUGCUCGGAUUUCUUGUUAUGGGCGUGAACCCUCGAAGACCAUACGAUGAAGACUACAGUCUAUUCAUACAGUUGCUCAACAGACAGCUUGCGACUUCAUUGGCUUCUGUUGUUCUCUUCGAAGAGGAAAUUCGAAGGGGUCAAAAGGCAGCAAAGCUCGCCGCGAUCGAUAGAAUGGAACUCUCUGAACAACUGGCAGCUCGCACGCAAGAAGCCAUUGAGAGCGAAACAAAAUUCACUCGAAUGGCAGAGUUCGCACCUGUCGGCAUGUUCAUAGCUGACUCUGAAGGUACCAUUACUUAUUGCAACGAUACGUGGUUCGAAAUUUCUCGAGUUUCCAGGGACGAAAACACCCCGGAUCAUCACUGGAUGGACGCUGUCAACGACGAGGACCGCGAACUCAUCAACAAACUAUGGCAUGAUCUCAUUGUCGAAAAGAAGCCACAGACCGGCACCUUUCGAUUCAAGUCGAAAUGGCAUGGUUCUGAAGGGCUGGAGGGCGAUCGAUGGGUACUUUUCUCUGCUUACCCGGAAAAAUAUGAGGAUGGAAAGCUCAAAAGCGUCUUCGGCAGUCUGACAGACAUCAGCAAACAAAAAUGGGCCGAAGGGUUCCAGAAACGCAAAAUGGAAGAGGCUGUUGAGCUCAAGAGACAACAAGAGAACUUCAUUGAUAUCACCUCACACGAGAUGCGCAACCCGCUUUCGGCGAUAUUGCAAUGUGCCGAUGAGAUAACCGCAACUAUGAGUCGCCUCAGAGACGGCCUAAAUGGUCAAGCUUCUCUGGUUGCACCCAUUGACAAGUUCCUCGAAAAGGGUCAGAAUGUGGAGGAGACAGUGGAUGGUAUUUUGUCAAGUACAGUAGACUCGGCUCAGACUAUCGCUCUUUGCGCACAACACCAAAAACGAAUCGUCGAUGAUAUCCUGACCUUGAGCAAGCUUGAUUCGCAAUUGCUACUAGUUACUCCAGUGGAUGCGCAGCCUCUCACCGUAGCACAACGUGCGCUGAAGAUGCACGAAGGCGAGCUUCAAACUGCUGAUAUUCAACUUAAAUUCGUUGUUGAUGAUUCAUAUAAGAAGCUCGGUAUUGAUUGGGUAAAGUUCGAUCCUUCGCGCGUGUUGCAAGUACUGAUCAACCUUACUACCAACGCAAUCAAAUUCACAACGACCGAGAAGAAACGGACCAUUACUGUCACGUUGGCAGCCUCAACGAAACGUUUCUCGGAAUUGGAGAACCGCGUGGUCAAUUAUUUUCCCACACGCAACAAACAUUCGGACCUCACUAAAGAGAAGGAUUGGGGUGAUGGCGAAGAAGUAUACAUCCACUUUGCUGUUCAGGACACGGGUCGCGGACUCAACGAACAAGAAAAGAAGAUGCUCUUCCUGCGCUUCUCGCAAGCUUCUCCACGCACUCACGUACAAUAUGGAGGUUCUGGCUUAGGCUUGUUCAUCAGUAGAGAGCUUACAGAGUUGCAGGGAGGUGAGAUCGGCGUGGCGUCUGAGUUCGGAGUCGGUUCUACCUUUGCUUUCUGGGUUAAGGCAAAGCGAAGCAGUGUUCCACCCGAAACUGAGGGACUGAACAGACCUGCCGUUCGUGCUGCCAGCGAUGCGACUGGCAGAAAAGUACCUACCAUGGUGAGCGCCAAGGCUGAAGGGGCAGUUGCAAGGCCUAUCAAGGUUCUCGACAAUAUCGUAAACGCGAGAGUCCUUUCCAAACAGCUCAGAAACUUGGGCUGCGUCGUGCAUGUCGCGAACCAUGGUGGAGAGGCCUUGGAUAUUCUUCGCAAAUCCACCUACUGGAACCACAAGGCAGACAACGAACGCGUUACCCCCGAAUCAGAACGCAUGGGGUUGAGUGUCGUCCUCAUGGAUCAGGAGAUGCCUAUCAUGGACGGACUGACGUGUACGAGGAAGAUUCGAGAAUUCGAAAGAGAAGGAAAAUUCGUCCGUCACGUACCAGUCAUUGCAGUGACAGCCAACGCUCGGAAUGAACAGAUCGAGACGGCAAUGAGUGCCGGCAUGCUGAUCCCCAAGAUUGAGGAGCUUAUGGCCAAAUAUCCAGAAGUC